This is a messenger RNA of Truncatella angustata, 1571 nucleotides long. RefSeq names its product MFS transporter, MCP family, solute carrier family 16, member 6. Bases 142 to 1467 code for a protein of 441 amino acids. The record is from RefSeq and is a predicted model, not a curated record. The transcript is spliced from 4 exons. Gene Ontology annotation, biological process: transmembrane transport. NCBI's taxonomy places the organism in Eukaryota, Fungi, Ascomycota, Sordariomycetes, Amphisphaeriales, Sporocadaceae. Gene Ontology annotation, molecular function: transmembrane transporter activity.
CUUUCUUACGUAUAAUUUCAAUAUAUUCAUGUCCAUAACUUAAUCUCUAUUUAGCAACCAAAACGUCCUGCGUACAUCUUGAAGACCUGGCCCCUGCAUCAUUAUUGAAAUUAUUCACGACAAUUACACCGACGCAAUAGAAUGUCCCGGGCGCCGCUAGAGAAUGUUACUACUUUGCCUUCCGGCGAGCAUUCGCAGCAAGCAGAAUUUAUUGUGGCAACCUCACAGCUACCCCCGGAUGGCGGCUAUGGCUGGGUUUGCGUGCUUGCGCAAUUCCUUAUCAAUGGAUUUACCUGGGGUGUAGCAGCGAGCUAUAGUGUUUAUCUGGCAUACUUCUUGUCUCAUGAUCUCUUCACCGAGGCCAAACCAAUCGACUACGCUUUCAUUGGAGGGUUCAACUUUGCAUUUGCUUUACUGGUGGCACCAUUAGCCACCUUACUGAUGCGUCUGUAUGACGUACAAGCCCCGAUGCUUUUAGGUGUUAUCUCUCUUCCAGCCGGCUUUAUAGCCGCGUCGUUCUCUACUAGAGUUUGGCAUCUAUAUUUAUCACUGGGCGUAUGCGUUGGCCUCGGCAUUGGGCUCAUAUAUAUUCCUGCUACAUCUGUUGUCCCUCAGUGGUUCACAAAAAGGCGGAGUCUAGCUAGUGGAAUAUGUGCUGCUGGAUCUGGUAUCGGCGGUCUUAUCGUCUGCUUCUCUACGCAGGCCAUGCUCGACAGUCUUGGACUUGUAUGGUCUUUCAGAAUCACAGCAGUUGUGGUGUUUUUUGUUAACUUAGCCGCCACCCUUCUUAUUCGUUCACGGAACAAGGAGAUUGAGCCUGACCAGCGCAUGUUCAAUUUCCACCUGCUGGGAAAUUAUCAUGUUCAGCUUUUUUUAGGGUGGAGUAUUAUAUUGAUGUUUGGCUAUAUCACCUUGAUGUUUUCGCUAUCGGAUUAUGCCGUAGCUAUUGGGCGGUCAGAUCGAGACUCGGCUACAGUUGCGGCAAUACUGAAUCUCGGAGCAGCUCUAGGCCGUCCCGUUAUAGGGUACAUCAGUGACCGGUAUGGCCGAUUGGAAGUUGCUGGAAUUCUAACAUUUACAUGCGGGAUUCUAGUGUUUGCAAUGUGGAUUCCUGCGACCGAGUAUGCUAUUCUUGUUGCAUUUUCUCUGAUCAGCGGCGCGAUUCUUGGUGUCUUUUGGGCGGUCGCCGCCCCUUUAGCAGCAGACAUCGUGGGCCUCAAGGAGCUUCCGGCCUUUCUCUCUCUAACUUGGCUCUCCGUAGUAUUGCCUAGUGCUGUUGCUGAGGUGAUAGCACUUGAGCUAAGGCGACCUGGACAUGGUGCUCGAAGCUAUCUAUAUCCCCAGAUAUUUACGGGAAUUUCAUAUGUAUUGUCAAGUAUAUUGUUAUUUGAGUUGUGGAGAUCACGGCGAAAAGCCGCCAAUCUGGGGCGGCUCGGGUCUUGGCAAUCGGAACUUGGGACCAUCUGAUUUAGCUGAGCUCCACUCAUGUAAAUCUGAGAGUCCUGAAAGACCAGCGCUAUAUAGAAUUAAUAUCAUUGGGCCGCUAAUAAUAGUUAAGAAAGUUUGGAAGA